AUGACAAAGAAGGAUAAGAAGCCAAAGGUAGCCACCAUCACAACCAAAUCAGGUGAAACACUAAAGGUCUUUGAAGACUUGGCUCAAUUUGAAGACUUCCUAAAACAUGAAACCGAAGAUGACGAUGAUUUCGAUAAUGUUCAUUGCCAAUUGAAGUACUACCCGCCAUUUGUUCUGCAUGAGGCCCACGAUGACCCUGAAAAGAUCAAGGACACCGCAAACUCUCAUUCCAAGAAGUACGUCAGACACUUGCACCAACACGUCGAAAAGCACUUGUUGAAGGAAAUCAAGGAAGCCUUGCAGUUGCCUGACUUGAAGUUCAAGGACAAGUCGAAGGAUGAAGACUUUGAAAAAAUUGUAUGGAACUAUGGUGACACUGGUGAAUUCCAUGAUAGAAAAUUUAGAAUUUCCAUCAGUGUUACCUGUAAACAUGAUGAUGCUAUGGUCGACCUAGACUACAAGACCGUUCCAUUGACUGAAGAAUCUGUGAUUUAA
Messenger RNA from Vanderwaltozyma polyspora DSM 70294, 495 nucleotides. RefSeq lists its product as uncharacterized. The record is from RefSeq and is a predicted model, not a curated record. The transcript has a single exon. Lineage: Eukaryota; Fungi; Ascomycota; Saccharomycetes; Saccharomycetales; Saccharomycetaceae. Gene Ontology annotation, biological process: energy reserve metabolic process. Bases 1 to 495 code for a protein of 164 amino acids.